Messenger RNA from Kuraishia capsulata CBS 1993, 819 nucleotides. RefSeq lists its product as uncharacterized. NCBI's taxonomy places the organism in Eukaryota, Fungi, Ascomycota, Pichiomycetes, Pichiales, Pichiaceae. The coding region runs from base 1 to 819 and encodes 272 amino acids. The record is from RefSeq and is a predicted model, not a curated record. The transcript has a single exon.
AUGGCUGCAGCAUUAUCGGAAAGCACUGCUACCAACUCCUCGAGCCCCCACGGCAUCACCAAAGGCAGCAGUCUGACUAGCAAAAAGAGCCUGUUGCAAAGAGAAGAGCCAAGUAGUGCUAUACCGCCAGCACAGUUGAAUAAUAAGGGAAACGCAUCCCGGGUACCAACGGCGCUUAGCAAACCGUCAGGGGACAAGGAGACGAGUGCCGGGAUACUCAAAAAGUUCAAACGAUUUCUUGUGAAAAUAUCCAUCAACCUUACUCUCUUCUUCACGAAGCUACGAUUUAUUGCUGACCAGGUUCUGGAUUCCGACGAAAUAACGGGUGAGCUCUUCAACAGGACCGACUCCACCAGUGUGAACUCCUCGCUGUACGAACCAAGUAGGCCCUUUGCUGCCAUUCCAGAAGACAAAAUGGUUUAUGGCUCACAUGAGGGUAUGGUUGGUACCGAGAACCUCACAAAUGAUGAUUUGCUUAAUAUCAAUAUCCAAAGAGAGGCGGAGAGAUUACGGAGCCAACACCCAGAUACGCCCUUUACAUCUGGAGAUCGACUAUGGGAGCUGCAGAACAAGCAGUGGCUCAUCCCAGUUGCUGAAAACGCUACGAUUAACGGAAAGUUGAAGCUCCAGAAGAGAAUGCAAGAGAAGGAGCUUAAACACGUGGUGAUGCCCAAAGACUAUUCCAUCGUGUAUAAGAGUCUGGUGAUUGACAAUAAGCGGCUGAAGACCCCCAUGUGUCUUAAAGAUCUGCUUAAGGUGAUUGAGGCUGGAUGGCAUUGGAAUAAAGUUUGGGAGAAUGCUGGUCAGGGGGUUCAGUGA